This is a messenger RNA of Oldenlandia corymbosa var. corymbosa, 1816 nucleotides long. Lineage: Eukaryota; Viridiplantae; Streptophyta; Magnoliopsida; Gentianales; Rubiaceae. The record is from the annotation of a GenBank genome assembly.
CCAACACUAAGAUUAAGGAGUUAUAACUCCUCUAAACUACUCAAUUCACUAAAAUACAGUAAAAUAUAAUUAAGCAACGUGACUUCAUCCUAUGUUUACCUUAUUACUAAUGUUGGCAUUACAUUACUCCCUCUUUUGAUUCAGGAGGUUGAAUACGCUCGACAAGCAUCCUGACAACCUUGUAAUCAUCUUUUGAUUUAUCAUAUCCAAACCCAAGCCCAUCAGAACUGCUGCCCUUCCUUUCCAGAUCAAUAUUAGGCAACUUCUUACAUCUCUUAGUACAAGGGUUCCACAAAAACAAAUGUUUUCCCUUUCCAGUAGAAAUGCAAACCAAUACAUUGCAAGAACCCAAAACCCAAAAUGACUUACGUGAAAGGGACAGUAAUAGCUUAAGUUCUUCUCCCUUUUGUUUUGUUUGGUGAGAGAUUGAAGAAAAAUGGCACAACAACCACAAUCGUUCCCGCUUCAAACUUCAUGUUUGUUAUUUGGGGAUGUAUUUUCUUCUUGUUCUUCAUCCAAUUUAUAAACUGAAGGGUUUGAUGUUACGUUAAUGGACAGGAUCAGCAGUUUACCUGAUGAAAUACUAUGUCACAUGCUAUCAUUUCUUCCAACCAAAUUGGGAGCAACAACAGGGGUUUUAUCCAAAAGAUGGAGAAAUGUCUGGGGUUCGGUUCCGGUGCUCUGUUUUGAAGGGCUAAAAGAGGCUGAUUUCGCCGAUUUAACUGCAGUGGAUUCCGAUUUUGGGUUCGCAGAGAGCGAGGCUGCGAGUUUCAAUGGCUUUAUGGAUAGGCUCCUGAGGUUUCGUGGCGAUUCAAGGACUCAAAAGUUCAGGCUGGAGUCUGAAUAUCUCGAGCCUGAAUUGCUCUACAAAUGGAUGCGUUCUCUGCGUAAUGUGGAGGAGCUUGAUCUGGAUAUACGCAGUUUCGGGGAGUUGAAUUGGAGGGAUAUUGGUUUCGCAGCUGCAUCAAUCAAAACCAUCAAACUCUCUGGGGAUUUCAACCUUAACAUCCCAUCUGAUCUGUCUUUUCCGUGCCUUAAGAUACUUCAUCUCCUAUAUGUGAUUUAUGAAGAUGAUUCCGCCAUCGAAAAACUACUCUAUAAUUGCCCUGUUCUGGAGGAAUUGAAGAUAAGCAGGCAGUUAUGGGACAACGUUAAGAACUUCGUAAUCUAUGCGCCUUUAGUAAAAGGUUGGAUUUGGAGUUUGAAAUUAUGGACAUGGUCUUUUAUGAUGCAAAUUCGGCGAAUCAGAAGCAAAGUGGUGGAAGAACUGAAGCUGUUGAAAUACAUUUUGGAAAAUGCAAUGGUUCUGGAGGAAAUGACAAUAUUGUGUGAAGAAGGGGCUCCUCUGGGCCAACCACCAAUGGGGAUUGAUAAUGUGAGGGGAAGAGGAAGGUCUUCUUCAGGCGGUCAUCCUGUCGCCGCCAAUCAAUUCGCGGAAACAUUCGCCGCCAUUAGAGAUGAGGUGAUGAAUUACGGUAGAGGUUCAGCUGGUUGUCAAGUACAGAUCCUGAACCAACGGUCUCCAAUUCCCGUUAUCGACGUGUCCCAUCGGAUCGUUUGAUCAUUUCACCCGUAUCAUGGCGCCUGAUCUAAGUUUCCUUUUGUUUUGGAUAAACAUGCUGUUUUUUAUUCUACUAUGGAAGCAGUCAUGUGAAAACUGAAAAUGCUAUGGUGUUCUUGUAGUGAACAUGUUAAUUUUGGCAGUGCUAUGUAAGAAGUUAUAUGAAGGCCAAUAGGCUAAGAUCUUCUAGUAAACAUGUUACAUUUGUAGUUGUUACCAAAAUGAUCUUCCUUCUGGCUACCAACUAUUUUCCAU